CCUGUCAGCUUCCACGUUCUCUCCAGAUGGCAGAGUAUUUCAGGUCGAGUAUGCUAUGAAAGCUGUGGAGAACAGCAGUACAGCAAUUGGGAUCAGAUGCAAAGAUGGUGUUGUCUUUGGAGUAGAAAAGCUCGUUCUGUCCAAGCUGUAUGAAGAAGGUUCCAACAAACGUCUCUUCAAUGUCGAUCGCCACGUCGGAAUGGCAGUGGCAGGACUGCUGGCAGACGCUCGUUCUUUGGCAGACAUAGCUAGAGAAGAGGCUUCCAACUUCAGAUCUAACUAUGGAUACGAUAUUCCACUGAAGCACCUGGCAGAGCGGGUGGCCAUGUACGUGCACGCAUACACUCUGUACAGUGCUGUCAGGCCCUUUGGCUGCAGUUUCAUGUUGGGCUCCUAUGAUGAAGAUGAUGGUGCACAACUGUACAUGAUUGACCCAUCAGGAGUUUCAUACGGUUAUUGGGGGUGUGCCAUUGGCAAGGCCAGGCAGGCUGCAAAGACAGAGAUAGAAAAACUUCAGAUGAAAGAAAUGACCUGCCGUGACGUUGUUAAAGAGGUUGCAAAAAUAAUCUACAUAGUUCACGAUGAAGUAAAGGAUAAAGCUUUUGAGCUGGAACUCAGCUGGGUUGGAGAAAUAACCAAUGGAAAACAUGAAAUUGUUCCCAAAGACAUCAGGGAAGAAGCAGAGAAAUAUGCCAAGGAAUCUUUGAAAGAGGAAGAUGAAUCAGAUGAUGACAAUAUGUAACACAUUGUUACUUCAAGACAAGUUCAGCUUUUCUUAACUUAGGACAGGUUUGUUUGUAUGUAGGAAGCGUGGGAUGCUAUUGUGUACUUGUUGGAAGAAACUGAGUGACCAACUUGCACUAAUAAAUUUUCCAUUUUACUGUC
Messenger RNA from Merops nubicus (carmine bee-eater), 885 nucleotides. RefSeq names its product proteasome (prosome, macropain) subunit, alpha type, 3 (gene PSMA3). Bases 56 to 742 code for a protein of 228 amino acids. The record is from RefSeq and is a predicted model, not a curated record. The transcript is spliced from 10 exons. Lineage: Eukaryota; Metazoa; Chordata; Aves; Coraciiformes; Meropidae. Gene Ontology annotation, cellular component: synapse; proteasome core complex, alpha-subunit complex; proteasome core complex.